This is a messenger RNA of Patiria miniata (bat star), 1653 nucleotides long. RefSeq lists its product as uncharacterized. The record is from RefSeq and is a predicted model, not a curated record. Lineage: Eukaryota; Metazoa; Echinodermata; Asteroidea; Valvatida; Asterinidae. The coding region runs from base 171 to 1142 and encodes 323 amino acids. The transcript is spliced from 2 exons.
UUGUGUUUGCUUUUGAUUUUCAUCACUACAGGCCCACCAGUCAAGAUGACCUCCCCUUCUUCAGAGUUAACAUCUUGGGGGACUCACUGACGAGGUAUCUUCCAAAAUAUCUUGACAGUGAGUGGUUUCGAGCCGAUGUGCUUACAAAGCCGGGUUGUACAGUGCCCCGGAUGAUAGCGACCCUGCAAGAACUUCACAAAAGUCGCACUGGUAGUGGAAUGAAGCCACAUGUUGUGGUUCUUCACAUUGGCACCAACGAUUUGUGUGACAGUUUUCUUCACAGAGAUUUGAAGAACUUUGAAAAGUUGCUUCGUUUAGCGAAGGAAACAUUUCCAGUUGCAAAAAUUGUGUUGGAUGGAGUUUUGCCCCGCAUGGACUUUGAUGACCUAAAUGACAGGGCUUCCACCUUGAAUGUACACCUUGCAAAGCUGUGCAGAAAAUACGGUUGUACAUUUAUUGAUCUUGAAGAGGACUUUCAGUCUAUCUCUUUGUUUGCCUUUGAUGGACUUCAUCCGAGUCAUGAAGGCAACAAGAGGUUGUCACAGGUCAUCCAAGACAAGGUCACAUCGCUACUGGUAAGAGUCAUACCAUGGUUCAACCGCUGUUCUGUUGCACCCUUCACUCCAAGGGAACUGCUACUUCUUGUGAGGAAGAAGAAGAUCAAGAAGUCGAAGAAAUCUAAAUCUUCAUUGGCUUCUUCAGCCCCAACAACGCCUCCGGGUCCACGUCCACCUUCACGGCCACCUUCACGUCCACCUUCACGUCCACCCCCACGCCCACGUCCACGCCCACCUCCACCGGAACCCAAAUUCAAAAGCAUGAUAGUGGACACCGAUGGCUUCAAGCUGGUUGGACGUAAAGGGGUCUGUCCAUCACUUCACACCCUACAUGUCCCUGUCAUUCAACCCCUAUGUAUUCCUACGAAGAUGAGGUACUGCAAGGUUGCCCCCGAGUCAUCAGGUGUCCGUCCUCCGCAAGCACCAACGCCAUAUAUACAGAUGAAGAACGAUGGCAUUAAGAGGAUGAAGAUGCUAGCCCGGGCGAGGAAGAAGAGGAAAAGACAUAACAAAAAGGUUGCAUGGACAGUCCCGCCUUGCAUGAUGUUAGGAGUCAGUCUAGCAACUCCACCAUUGCAGGGGUGAGGGAAAGAGUGAGGGAUCGCCUUCCACGUCGACAGCCAGAUAAAGUGCAAUGUUCAAGGUGUGGCAGGGAUGCAUUUUCAUUUACACAGGUAUCCUCAUUACAAAAUGAGCAAGUUAAAUUAUGGUUGGAAACAAAUGCUAAAUUAAGUGACACUGACAUCAUUUGUAAAGCUUGUAAAAUUUCUGUUACAAAAAAACUAAAGAAUCCGCAAUAUACACCAGAAAAAUCAAGAAAGAAAAAAAGGUUGCCUUGUGCUCUUGAAGAUUUUGGUAAGUGCAAUGCAACUUCUUCACACAACAUGAACUGCCCUGAAGAAAUAUUUAAUACUUGUUUUUCUGUCAAUGCAACAACCGAGUCCAUGGACGUCCCUCUUUGUAAAAUACAUUACAAUUCCUUGUGGAAGUUCAGGUAUGAAGGAAAAUGUGGGGGUUGUUAUGGGAUUGUACGGCACGGGAAGAGGUAUAGUUGUUCAUCUAUGGAAGGUGGACUCGGUGUUGCAACAAAAAUUUU